GCAUCUAAUUUUAGCAUUUCCAGAGGAGAAUAAAAAUAUGUGAAACACAAUAAUCAGGAAAAAUGUCACGCACAGUCUAAGUACACGUUCGUCAGAGGAAAAAUGCCGGGAGGGCAGCAGGCGGCAUAUGUAAGAGGUGUGUCCGGAAGCUACAGUUCAUAUCCAAGGCAAGUGGAAGCUGUUCCCAACGGUAUCCAAGCCCUUGCCGAAUACAUCUUGUUCUCCACACGUCCAGUGUGAGGUCCCUCCAGCUAUAGGGUGGGCACUAUGGCUGAGAAGUUCGACUGCCACUACUGCAGGGACCCCUUGCAGGGGAAGAAGUACGUGGAGAAGGAUGGCCACAACUGCUGCCUAAAGUGUUUUGACAAGUUCUGCGCCAACACCUGUGUGGAAUGCCGCAAGCCCAUUGGUGCUGACUCCAAGGAGGUGCACUACAAGAACCGCUACUGGCACGACACCUGCUUCCGGUGUGCCAAGUGCCUUCACCCCUUGGCCAAUGAGACCUUCGUGUCCAAGGAGAGCAAGAUCUUUUGCAACAAGUGUGUCACUCGGGAGGACUCCCCCAAGUGCAAAGGGUGCUUCAAGGCCAUUGUGGCAGGAGACCAGAAUGUGGAGUACAAGGGAACCGUCUGGCACAAGGACUGCUUCACUUGCGGCAGCUGCAAGCAAGUCAUCGGGACUGGAAGCUUCUUCCCUAAAGGGGAAGACUUCUACUGCGUGACUUGCCAUGAGACCAAGUUUGCCAAGCACUGCGUCAAGUGCAAGAAGGCCAUCACAACUGGAGGAAUCACUUACCAGGAUCAGCCCUGGCAUGCCGAGUGCUUUGUGUGUGUUACCUGCUCUAAGAAGCUGGCUGGGCAGCGUUUCACCGCUGUGGAGGACCAGUAUUACUGCGUGGAUUGCUACAAGAACUUUGUGGCCAAGAAGUGUGCUGGAUGCAAGAACCCCAUCACUGGGUUUGGUAAAGGCUCCAGUGUGGUGGCCUAUGAAGGACAAUCCUGGCACGACUACUGCUUCCACUGCAAAAAAUGCUCCGUGAAUCUUGCCAACAAGCGCUUUGUUUUUCAUGGGGAGCAAGUGUAUUGCCCUGACUGUGCCAAAAAGUUGUAAAUCGACAGGGGCCCCUGUCCUGUAAAAUGGAAUUUGCAUCAUGUUCUUUGUGUCCUUGCCCUCUCUGCCCAACACCAUCUGUAGGGGAAGAGUGGCCUUUCACCUCUUUAAAGUUGCUCCUUCUGUCUUUUCUCCCAUUUUACAGUAUUUGUCACAUAAGGGCACACAGUGAUCAUGUUAGGAUUUAGCAAAAAGCAACCUUGCAGCAAAGCUCAUUACUCUAUGGCUGCAAUGAAAAAACAAAACAAAACAAAAACAAAAAAAACAACAAAAAAAAAAAACCAAAACAGAAAAACAAAAACUUAGAUAGAUUGACUCUUCUGCAUGUUUAUCAUAGAGCAGAAAAGUGCUAACCAUUUAGCUCCUUCGUGAUGUAAGCAAGAAGCAUACGUGAUAAAGCCCCCACUGAGUUAUCUUUUGUGGCUCAGCUGGGACCCACCAUGUAGUGACAUGACAUGCAAGAGUUGCAGCGGCUGCUCCAACUCACUGCUCACUCUAUUCUGUGAGCAGAAAAAGAACUUGCUGGAAUGCAUGGUGUAACUUUUUCAUCAAAAUUCUGACUUCUGUUCUUUUGUGCUUUCACUUGACUAACAAGAAUUUCCAGAAAAUUAACAUUUGAACUUAAUGGUAAUUCUCACCUGACCUUUCCCCAUACUAACAUUGGAUUUCCUGGUGUGGCAUGUUUUCUGAGUGUUCCUACUUUAAAACAUGGAACAUACAGGUGAUUUGGGAAGUGUAAACAGGCCUGAGAAAACGAGCCUGUUUCAGAGCAACAGUGUCACAGCGAGUACGUAUGGAAGCUUAUCAAAACUAACCCUGCUGUCCUUUUUAUAUUUUUUAAUUAAUGAUAUUUUUGUUUUAAUUAAUAGUAAAAUAGUUUAUGGGUUUGGAAACUUGCAUGACAAUAUUUGAGCCCCCUCAGACAUACUUUCAGUUUUGAGAGUCAUCCUACAAAAGUGACUAUAAAACUCUAGAGGGGUAGCUGAGCAGGCGCCAGGGCUGUCAUCAGUGUGGUUGUGACAUUUCAAAACCGUGACAAGUUGAAUUCCUUGUAACAUAGUAGUUGUCUGCUCUUUGUCCGUGUGUUCAAGAGGACUGCAAAGUCCCUUCUCUUGUGAUUACUAAGACUUUUCCUUAAGAGUUUAGCUGGAUCUCUGGGGGAGUGGGGAGGCCACCGUCCUUACCAGCGGAACCAGAUUUCCACCUCCUGCUUCCCUGAAAUGCAGGAUCACCUACUUACUGUAUUCUUCAUUAUUAUAUUACAUAGUAUAAUGAGACAAUAUCAAAAGUAAAAUGUAAUGACAAUACAUAUUAACAUUCUUGUAGAAGUGGUUAUAGAAGCCAAUGCCUCAUUUCUACAUUUUGUCAUUAGAUAUUAUCAUCUAACGUUUCAGUGUAUCCUUACAGAAAUAAAGCAGCAUAGAAAGAA
Messenger RNA from Marmota flaviventris (yellow-bellied marmot), 2539 nucleotides. Lineage: Eukaryota; Metazoa; Chordata; Mammalia; Rodentia; Sciuridae. The record is from RefSeq and is a predicted model, not a curated record.